CCCUGUGAUCUCAUGAAUAUAUUAUAGAGGGUCAUUGUGCAAUGAGGAAGGUAUACUGAGCUGCCAGGUUAUGGCCUGCCCAAACACAGACUGCUACAAGCUUAUUCUAAUUACCUCGGCUAGGUAGUUAGCCUCAUAGUUAUUAGUUAAUGAUACUGCUUAUAGGUGACACCGCACGGAAGUUGCAAUAAAUAAUAGCAGCAUAAUACUAUUUAUAGUGCUGAAUAGUGUAAUUAGUCCUCAACAGUCUGGGAUAUAAAAACAAAGAGAAGCCAACGCUAAAUAUAUUAAGAGUCUAACAACGCUCGACAACACGGUUAUCAGGCAGCCUUGUCUUAUUAGCCCGACUGCGACACUGUCUAGCUAGCUAAGGCUAGCUAACUUAACUGUCUCCAGUCAAGCGGCUUCAUCGUCUGGCAGCUGGGGCAGGCGAAAGGGCUGCCUCUUGAGGACAGUGGGGGCUCUCAAAUGAUCCCCCCUUUCAUCCGAUGAACCCCCUCAACUCCAUGAAACCCUCCCUGCCUCCCAAUCCACAAAGCAGUGACGGUCCCUUCCUAAAUGACCCAGUCUCUUGGCAACCAGGCACCAAUCAGCACGCGGGAGCUCUCUCUGUAGUAACCACAGUGUGGGGCGUGACCAAUCCCACACACAGCCAGGUGUUCGGUGCACCCAUGGGUCCGGGUGAGAGCUCUGGCGGACACAUGAUGCCCGGCGGCAGCCCCGGCAUGGGUCCCGGCAUGGGCUCCCAGUUCAUGGGCCAGCAGUCGUACGGAGAGGCUGUCUCGAAAGGUUACGGCCAGCCAGUCAUGUACGGACGUCCCAGCGCUGCCUACAACCCAGCCUCAGCCUACGGAGGAAGUUACUCUGGUAACAGCGGAGGUGCCGGUCUGGGCGUUCGUCCUCCCUCGGACUUCACUCAGGCUGCCGCCGCCGCCGUGGCUGCCGCUGCUGCCACGGCGACUGCCACGGCUACGGCAACUGUUGCAGCAAUACAGGAAAAACAGAACCAGGAGCUGAGCUAUGGACAGAUGGGUGGAGCAUCCUCUUACAGCACCCAGUUCCUGUCUCAUUCGGGCCCCCGCGGCCCUCCUCCAGGCAUGGUCUCUUCCAGACCCGGACCUCCACCUACCACCGGAGGCCUGUAUCCCUCCCACCCUGCCCAGACUCAGAAGAUGCCCCAGCAUGGAGGGUAUCCAGGUGGACAGCAAGGGCUCAAACGGCCUUUUCAUUCAGAGGGGUUUCCUGUGCAGCAGUACAGUUCUGGUGGGAUGUCAGGGUACCCUAACCAGCCUCUGCAGUACCCCGCUGGUCCACAGCAGCGAUGCGCCCCCUCACCCUCUUACCCUUCAAGUCGGAUGCCCCUCAUGGGACAGUACACGUCUGGAUCACACAACCCGGCUCAGUUCCCCCCCGGAGCCGGCCAGCCCAAUCCUCCACAGUAUUAUAAGUCAGAGCCAUUCAAUGGUCAGGGCAGCAUGCCAUCUGGAGGAGCAGGAGGGUACAAUGCCUUCACACAGGCUGCAGUGAGCGGGCCAGGUCGGAGCGGAGUGAUGCCUGGAUAUCCCAGCUCACCGAUGGGAGGGAAUCCCACGCCCCCGAUGACACCUGGGACGUCCAUACCUCCCUACCUGUCCCCAGGCCAGGACACAAAACCCCCCUACCUCCCACCGGACAUCAAACCCAACAUCAGCACCCAGCAGCCCUCUACAGGUAACCCCAGCGACGACCUGCGCCUGACUUUCCCGGUGCGAGACGGCGUCGUGUUGGAGCCGUUCCGGUUGGAGCACAACCUGGCCGUCAGUAACCACGCCUUCCAGCUGAGAGACUCCGUAUACAAAACGCUCAUGUUGAGACCGGAUCUGGAGCUGCAGUUUAAAUGUUACCACCACGAGGACAGACAGAUGAACACGAACUGGCCGGCGUCAGUACAAGUCAGUGUCAAUGCAACUCCACUGUGCAUUGAAAGAGGCGACAACAAAACUUCCCACAAGCCCUUGUACCUAAAGCAAGUGUGUCAGCCGGGACGUAACACCGUACAGAUCACAGUAACAGCCUGCUGUUGUUCGCACCUGUUUGUGCUUCAGUUGGUCCACCGGCCGUCCGUCAGGUCUGUCCUGCAGGGUCUGAUGAAGAAGAGGCUCCUGCCCGCCGAGCACUGCAUCACGAAGAUAAAGAGAAAUUUCAGCAGCGGCACCAUCCCCGGGACCCCUGGUCUGAACGGAGAGGACGGCGUUGAGCAGACGGCGAUCAAAGUGUCUCUCAAAUGUCCCAUCACAUUCAGACGGAUCCAGCUGCCGGCCAGAGGGCACGACUGCAGACACAUACAGUGUUUCGACCUGGAGUCCUAUUUGCAGCUGAACUGUGAAAGGGGGACCUGGAGAUGUCCUGUGUGCAAUAAAACAGCUUUGCUCGAGGGGCUGGAGGUGGACCAGUACAUGCUCGGGAUUCUGGUCUACAUCCAGAAUUCGGACUAUGAGGAGAUCACCAUAGACCCAGUGUGCGGCUGGAGGCCGGUGCCCGUCAAACCAGACCUGCACAUAAAGGAGGAGCCUGAUGGUCCGGUCCUGAAACGCUGCCGGACAGUCAGCCCCAGCCACAUGGUCCUGCCUAAUGUGAUGGAAAUGAUCGCCGCCCUGGGCCCGGCGUCGUCCCCCUACCAGAGUGUGACUGCAGGGGGCAGGAACACCCCCGACUACACCAGGCCAGGGAGCCAGGGAUUCUCCGGCCAAACAGGGUUCACAGACUUCCCCAACACUCCUGGCACCCCCACACUCGGAGAGUACGCCUCCUCUGGGCCGCCGCCUCCUCUCCCGUAUCAGUCUGAGCAGACGCCUCAUUCUGGACGAAUCGAACACGCCCACGGCAUCCUGCAGCAGCACAGUUCAGGCGUUCACGCUAAUCAGAGUCUCGCCGAUGCUGGCAGUCCGCUGCCGCAGCGGAACACCAGUACCCAGAAUUCCCGGCUGCAGAGCGAAGGCUCCUUCGGUCUGGGAGGCCCGGGAGCACCUGGAGGCGAGGGUGCCGAUCAUGCACUAGAUCUUCUUCCUGAGCUGACCAACCCGGACGAGCUGCUGUCCUACCUGGGGCCCCCCGACCUCCCCACCAACAGCAGCGACGACCUGCUGUCUCUGUUCGAGAACAACUGACGCCCUUCACGCCGUCACCACGGUCAUCUUCCAGUCCAGCCUCCGCUUCUCUGUUCGCUGUCGCCUCUCUGUCGCCGGCUCAAGACAGCGCCGUCUCCGUUGGCGCCCACUGCUUGUGUGUGUGAGUGUGUGCAUGAAUCUGUGUGAGUGUUUUGGUGUGUCUUUGUCUUUUUGGAGUGUCCUGCUGUACUUUGACGCUCAGUCAGUGCAGUAAACAGGAGCAAACACUUGUCACAUGUGAUCACCGUCUGUCAUAUGAAGAAUUCAGCAGUACGUUGGCACUGAAUCUGCAGACCAGCACUUAAACUAUAGCACAACUCGCAGGCUGAAGGAUUUAAAUACGCAGUAUUUAUACAUGUUAAUAGUUGAAGUGGAGGGUGUGUUUAUGAGGAGGUGGUGGACACAUUAAUACGGUGGUUCCCAAACUUUUUUGCAAGCAUUAACAAGCACACACAUGCACAUUCCUGGUAGAUUACUUAAAAUAUUCCUGCUCUUUACCUCAUGACCAUCACGGUGAAAUAUUGAAUGAAUUUUAUCGCUUUUAACUCUCCAGAGUUGUAAAACAACACUGAAACAGUGACCUCCCAGUCUGGAAACCACUGCGUUAAAGAUUAAAGCUUGUGAUAUUCUGUGUAUUUCAAACAUUGUCAAAAAGUCCCAUGAAAAAUAAAACCAGCCCAACAGCGUUUCUGACUCACUUGCCCUGUCUGCCCAUUGGCUCCUACUGAAGACUUACAUCUCACACAUGGGUCAAAUUUAUACUUUCAGUAUAAUUAAUACUUUUAAAAAAGGGUAAUUUGUAAAACUGUAGUUCUCUACAAACAUGAUUCAAACAGGAGGAAAUAGAGCAUUUGCUGGGGACUAUUUUCCGCGGCGGAUUAAUCCACAUUGUGUGCUGUAGUGAGUGUUUGUGGCAGCAGGACGGUGUGUGUGUGAGUCAGAAUAAACUACAGUGUGUGUGUUCAUGGUGUCAGCCAGAGCAACAGUGAGGCUCACCGAUGUGUUUUAAUGGAGCUCAGAAGAAGACGAUCCAUCAGGCUGUGAUACACAGAAAUGCUAGCAGUUAGCAUUCACUGCUGGUUUGAGUCUUUUCAUGGGAUUUGUUGAGCAUAAGAGAAAUAUAUAAUUUCACCAGACUCAUCUUUUAAUACAACUCUGAUUCCAAACCAGUUGACUUUGUGUAAGACAAUAUAACAGAAUGUGAUCACCUGCUGAUCUUUUCUGAUAUAAACUCACCUGAAAACAGCACAAAGUCGAUAUAUUUAAUGUUUGAGCUCAUCAGCUUCAUUGAUUUUUGUAAAUAUCUGCU
Chelmon rostratus (copperband butterflyfish) is the source of this 4455-nucleotide messenger RNA. It is a transcript of the gene zmiz2, whose product is annotated as zinc finger, MIZ-type containing 2. Gene Ontology annotation, biological process: regulation of transcription by RNA polymerase II; protein sumoylation. Bases 489 to 3146 code for a protein of 885 amino acids. Gene Ontology annotation, molecular function: zinc ion binding; SUMO ligase activity. NCBI's taxonomy places the organism in Eukaryota, Metazoa, Chordata, Actinopteri, Chaetodontiformes, Chaetodontidae. The record is from RefSeq and is a predicted model, not a curated record. The transcript is spliced from 20 exons.